UUUGUACUUCUGUUAGUGGCGGAAAACCUCUCACUUGUCUCGACAUCUUUAUUUGUUUUUACAAAUUAGUUUCCGUUUAGAUCGUUCUUCGCAACCAACCAUUUCCUUAAAUAAAUGUUUGCAGAUACCUUUUAGGCCAUUAACGCUUUCCGUAGUUUUGAGAGACGGCGGGCGGGACAGCGGGUUCCCUGAUUUGAAACUUUUGUACCGCCUCAAAGGAAGACUCUACCAUACUGUGCUAUCUUGUCUGGAAAUAUGGCUCUUAACUAUCAGACAUCUACCCUCUCUCUAACCUUGCCAAUUUCGUGUCAGAUAUGCCUCGGAAAGGUCAGGCAGCCCGUCAUCUGUGCCAACCACCACGUGUUCUGUUCCAGCUGCAUGGAGAUGUGGUUAAAGAAAGUCAGCCAGUGUCCCACCUGCAGGGUGCCCAUCACAGCCGAAAACCCGUGCAGGGACAUCAUCGGAGGGACAAAUGAGGGUGAUUACAGGGAAAGCCCUUCUAUGAGGAAAUGUCUAAGGAAAACCAGAGGAGAACUUCUUCUACGGGAGUAUGAGGAAGAGAUUGAUGGACUCAUCAGAGAAAAUGAGGAGCUAAAAUCAAAAAAUCAAAGCCUGGAGGAACAACUUAAGACUGCUUUGCUCCCCUGCAACCUUAGCACAGUGCAGCCAGAUGACAAGAGAGUCCCUCUGUUUGUGAUGGAAGAAUGGAAAAACAAGCUCCAAGCGGCCACAGACGUGUGUGAUAAGAUAAAACAGGACAUGGACAAGCUGAGAGAGGCGAACAAGACCUUGCGAUCACAAAAUGUCGACCUUGUACAAGAGAACAUGAGGCUGAAAGCGGAGGUGGCGAGCAGAUCCCCUCAGAAGUUUGGGCGAUACACGGUGGCAGCCCUGGAAGCUAAGGUUCAACAGUAUGAGCGCGACGUAGAUCACCUGAAAAGAGCUCUUGAACGCAGCGACCAGUACAUCGAAGACCUGGAAUCUCGGCUCAGGAAGUCUGAGAACGGACAACUCGAGACACAGGAAGCAGCUGAGAAUAGCAAGGGUUCAUCUGAUGUUCUCAGACAACAUCAGAAAAUAAAUAUGAUGAUGAGAAGCUUGAGCGACAAUGAGAGAAGGUCCAUCUGCAGCAAUCCGGAAGCGGAAUGUCAACCGUUUUCAACAAACCAGACUUUGGUAUUCAUGCCGUCAGCAGAUCACAAGGAGUUCAACAGGAAUCUGACUGGAGAUCCGAAGAACGAGGACUCUGAAAGCACUUCCUCUGACUUCUUGCCCACCACCCCUUCCUCUGCUUUCCGCUCUCUGACCUUGAGAAGCCCUGGCAUCCGCGAGAAGAAAGUCGCAUUUAAACCCGUUUCUCAUCUGAGACGGCUCGAUUUUGAAGAAUAUGCUAGUCCAGAGAAGACCAGCACAGCCUUGGAGAAUAAAAUCAACAGUCUAGAAAAGUUUCCUAAAGGCUUAUACCAAAGUGAAAUGGAAUCCUCAAAAUCUGAUUUCUGGGGCUCUUGGGAGAGAUCAAGCUUACGGGACCUGUCACAUCCAGGUCCAAGUAAAGAAAGCUUGGCAAAGGGAACCACAUCCUCUACUCUUAUCAGUGAGGAGUCUGAUAGUUUGCAGAUGUCCAGUGAGGCAUCUAUGGAUGCCGCUUACCUGGACAAGAUUUCAGAGCUGGACUCCAUGAUGCAUGAUGGAGAAAGUUCCAGUAGCCGGGGAUCACAGCUCUCCUUGGCUUCCUCCCCUCACAUAGACCUGAAUAACACUCUUGUCUCAGAGCAACAGACUUGCCUGGGCGCCUUGUCCGACGAUGGUGGCAAACCUGUGAUUAAUAGGGAGAAUAACAACCAGUGUACGGAUGACAACAAGGAUAGCGAUUGCAAUGUCACCGUGGCUCCAACAGGCUCUUACGAGAAAGGCUUUGCUUCUCAGAUGUCUGAUGGGAUGGAUGGUGCCCACACCUCUGCGUCUGCAGAUCGUGCAGGUCCUUCUCAGCCUGCAGAAAUGUCUUUUGACUUGUUGUUUGAUCCUCUGGAUGAGGUUAAGACUGCUCCCUCUGGCUCCUUCAGUCCAGUAACCCAACACCAGGAUCAGGAUCAUGUGAACCCUUCAUUCCCCUCUGGCUGCACUAGUUGUAAGCCUGUGAACACAACAAGAGACAGAAGUGCACUGAUUGGUAGCCAGCCAAUAAAGAGGAAGUCACACAGUCCCUUUAACACAAGCAGUCCCACCAAACUUUCAAAGCUCAUGUAAUGGCAUUGACAAAUAAAUAAAAAAAAAGAGCAUUUGA
Messenger RNA from Girardinichthys multiradiatus, 2284 nucleotides. It is a transcript of the gene obi1, whose product is annotated as ORC ubiquitin ligase 1. Gene Ontology annotation, molecular function: ubiquitin-protein transferase activity. The record is from RefSeq and is a predicted model, not a curated record. Gene Ontology annotation, biological process: regulation of DNA replication; protein monoubiquitination. Lineage: Eukaryota; Metazoa; Chordata; Actinopteri; Cyprinodontiformes; Goodeidae. Bases 256 to 2247 code for a protein of 663 amino acids. The transcript has 6 exons.